AUGGUCUAUUUAGGUGAUAUCGAAGAAAUUUUCAUAAAACCUCCUGAUCCCAAUGCUCUCACCGAUGAAGACUCAGCCGAUGAAAAUGAUGGAGGAGGCUCCACAAACGAUGACCAGAGUCCUCCGACUUCGCCACGUGACAACCAAACCACCAUCAACACCGCCGAAAGCAGAUCUUCCAGACCAUCAUCCCCCUCGGAUCAUCAGCGAUCACCAACGGGUAGCCCACACCACCCCGGCAUCACCCAUCCUUCGCAUCCAGCUUUCCUCGAUCAAAACUACCUGAGCAUGCGCUCCAAAAGCCCCUACAGAGAAUCCGAUAACAUGGUCAUCGACGAAGAGGUGGAAGAUGAAGAGAGCGACUACGAUAACGACAAAGACAAGAAAAUGCAGAGCUCCAGUUUGAGUCCCGCUAGCUCACUUUCGAACAAGAGGAAAAAGAAGACGAGGACGGUGUUUUCCAGGUCGCAGGUUUUUCAGCUGGAGUCCACGUUUGACAUGAAGAGGUAUCUUUCUUCGUCGGAGAGGGCCGGACUUGCUGCUAGUUUGCACUUGACUGAAACUCAGGUGAAAAUCUGGUUCCAAAACAGGAGAAACAAGUGGAAGCGCCAGUUAGCGGCCGAACUCGAAGCCGCCAACAUGGCUCACGCAGCACAAAGACUAGUCAGAGUACCCAUUCUCUACCACGAGUCCCCGAACUCCUCCAUGAGGCACCCCUUUGAACAGAACCACCCUCUGAGUCUCCACCACCAGCUGGAGAGCAGGGACACCGGUAGUACCGGUGGCAGUACUGGAGGAUACCCGAGUUCUUUGUAUUAUCACCACCAGGCGGCAGUUGCUGCAGCCGUUCAUAACUUGCCAUCGAGUCCUGUGAGUCGACCGCCAAUGUCGGGGCUAGUAUGAAAGCUUGAGUGAUGGUUGUGACGGGUUUUCGUGCAAAAGAUCAGUGAAAUUGUGCUUUGUUUGUUUUCUGUUUUAUUUUGUUUCAGAGGAAAAGUGACGUAGACCAAUAUACUUUCAAGAAUUGUAAACUUUCACAACCACAGAUGAAGGUGUCAAAGCUAUUCCACCGAUUUGUUGAGUGGGGUUUGUAGGUUCUUAUGCCUGACGAUUUCUUUAUAACCAUAUUUGUAGACGAAACGACAUGCAUCUGGAGACCACACCCAACAAACCCAAAAAAUAGCUUCGACGUAAAGUUUCGCCAAUUUCGUAUUUUGAACUUGAUAUUGAAUUAUUGAGAAAUAUACUCAAUAUGACGAUUUCAUUGAAGAUAUUGUUGAAUAUAGAGAAAUAUAAGUGGGAGUAUAUAAGGAUUGCCAGCUCCGUUUAUAGAAAUUGUGGGUCGUCUAUGAAUAAUUAAUCAUUUGAGAAAAUAAGAGGUUAGUAUUUUUGCAAGAAGAAAUGUGAGAGAUAACAUGCAAUAGUAAUAUUGAGUGUCUAGAAUCAAAGGUCAGAAAUAACAAAUUGAAGUAGAAAAUCACCAGAUGCUUAUGAAUAAAUAUCGCUUCUUGAAUAAGAGUGGAAGGUUCAUUAUUACAGCAUAAAGUUCCACAUUAUCCAAGACAAGGUGAAAGAACUGAUCAUGCAAUAAUGAAAAAACGUUGAAGGAGUUGUAAUUAUCAUCCGGAGUAAACUACUAUCAGGUGAAUAGAAAACGUCGACCUCGAAAUAAUAUUAACAAAUAUUGAUAUUGAACAACUUUUUUAUUUUCAACCCAAUUUCAUUUAUUUUUUGUAUCAAAUGGAAUAACUUUCAUUCUGAACUGAUUCAUAACAACAACAUCAUCUGAUGAGGUGUGAUUGUUACACAUUACAAGGGAAAUGAAUAUAGCUUUUGGAUCCCACUCGAAGCCAUCCUGUAGCAAGAUUGGUUCAUUCAUGAGAAAGUUAUUCAAAAUCGAAAUUUGUUUACAUUUCAAGUUGACCGAUUUUUACGCACCUGAGUGUAAUCAAGAUGAGUUAAAAAAGAAUACUAACAUUGCAUCCAGCAUUCAAUGCUGGAUGCUGAAGUAGAAACACAUCAGCUCCAUCAACAGCAGAAGACUCAAUCAGCCAGAUAUAUUUUUGGGUGAAUUGAUCAAGUUGGAGUUGGGAUGACUCUGCAACUUCACAUGGCGAAUAGUCAUGUUCUCUAGGUGGCUUGAGGAAAAACUGGCAUUUCCUAUCCAGAACAUGAGGCUAAUGACCACAGCAGUCGAUGCCGUUAACACCAAGAAAACUCAAAAGACACUAAAUGGGGUGAACAAAAGAUUUGCUAUAUCAAAGACUAACAAUGAAAACACAUUAUUGAAAUAGGUAGUUACAGAAUCCCAUAAAAAAUCAACCAUUUGGAAAAUCGCAUCAGUAUUGCUGAUAACCUAACCACCGCUGAAGGUGUCCUUUGAAGUGAAGGACAAAACCUUUCGAGCCUACUGGUCCAUCAGGCCAUUUCUAUUUAUUCCUUAACUAUUGUUCCUUCAUCAAAUCAUUAAUAGCACUACAAAGAUUGUAAGUCAGGCAUUGAUUGCUGUACAAGAGUGUUUGAAGUUUUGAUUUACCCGCUUCAGUGAGUUCUGUAUUUGUAGAUUCCUUCUUAAAAUACCAUUUGUGGCUUUCGGAAAGGAGAGAUAUGGUUUUGUGCUUCAGUUUAAUCCAAUGAAUCUGUAUCUGUAGAGUACGGAGUGUGAGUGUAGGUCCCCAGCACUUAGGCCACAUGUGACCCAUUUUACAUCCUCCCGAGGAGUUGUCCUCUUGGGUGUGACAGGUGUAGACCAAGACUCGCCGAACAUACACUCCUUUUUGACGAUAUCUUCAGACACUCGCAUAAGACAGUUUCAUCUUCCUGUUCACACAUCCUGCAUAGAGGUGUUUCCACUAGCCUCAUAAUAUGGAGGUGUUUCCUUAGUUGACAGUGUCCAAUCAGAAAUCACACUGUUAAGUCUAGGUUUUUCCUGGUCAUCUCCAGAUAUUUCUUCGGCGUCAGCUUCCGCUUGGCUAGAGAGUCGGCAAUGCGAUUA
Leptinotarsa decemlineata (Colorado potato beetle) is the source of this 2995-nucleotide messenger RNA. It is a transcript of the gene Hmx, whose product is annotated as H6 family homeobox. Gene Ontology annotation, biological process: regulation of transcription by RNA polymerase II. Gene Ontology annotation, molecular function: RNA polymerase II transcription regulatory region sequence-specific DNA binding; DNA-binding transcription factor activity, RNA polymerase II-specific. Gene Ontology annotation, cellular component: nucleus. The record is from RefSeq and is a predicted model, not a curated record. Lineage: Eukaryota; Metazoa; Arthropoda; Insecta; Coleoptera; Chrysomelidae.